GCUGCUUCGAGUGUACGUGAGAGGCAGAGAGAGUGUAGGGGGAGGAAAAAAAGUGCCGCGUCUGGAUUUUCACCGAGACCUUGGCUACCACGUCCCCUCUCCCUCUCUCUCUCGCUCUCUCUUCAGGUCUGGUGUUGAGCAAGACAGGCCGUGGACGCGGGACACAAUGGGGCAAAGUGCCUGUGGCAACUGGGCCGUUGUGCUCCUGAGAGGGGGAGGGGGAAGAGAGAAGCCCGGCGCACAGAGCUAACCCAGCUAGCUGGCCGCAGGCCUCUCCUCUCGCUCUCUCUCUCUUGCUCGCUCUCUGUCUGUCGAUCUCUCCCAUACUGAAGCUACUGGAGUCGUGAGCUCUGUUUCGGGCUUUUCUCAGGACUGAAGACCUCAUUCUCAGGAUUAUUGUGGACUUCCUGUGGAUUAACAUGCAUUUGGCACUGUGGUUUUUGGGACUCAUGUGUCUGAACUGGAGGUUUGAACGCUAGCUGCUCUUGUUUUGGGUUUACAGCAGUCCACAAACUUUUCUUAUUCUUUUUAUUAUUCUUUGUUCCUUUUGGUUUGGUUUUCUGGUGACAGGACCUUUUAUAAAUGGAUUACAAAAUGCAUUCCAAGUCCAAUGAUUUGCUGGAUUUUCAGACACUGGAUGCCCUUUUGGAAAAAAUUGCACAUUAUUCAGCAGCCGUAAAAAGAGAUCCCAGCGAGGAGUGCAAUGGACUCGGCGGUGCUCUCCCAGUGGAGCCCGCGCCCGGCUCGAAGCUGAACGAGUGGUGUCCCACGGCCCCUCCGCCCGGCCCUGGGCCCAUGCUCCACCCCACCAGCAUGGGGGACGGCCUGGACGCAGCGCAGAUGUCGGGGAGCAGCAGCAGCCAGGGGCAGCCCUCAUCCCAGCCCUCUUCGCUCUACAACCCAGCUCCCCCGGAAGUGAGCAACCUUUCCCGGCCAAAGCGCCAGACCAACCAGCUCCAGUACCUGCUCAAGGUGGUGCUGAAGUCUUUGUGGAAGCACCAGUUCUCGUGGCCCUUCCAGGCCCCCGUCGACGCAGUCAAGCUCAACCUGCCCGAUUAUUAUAAGAUAAUUAAGAACCCUAUGGAUAUGGGAACAAUCAAGAAACGUCUAGAAAACAGUUUCUACUGGAAUGCCCAAGAAUGUAUUUCGGACUUCAACACAAUGUUUACCAACUGCUACAUCUACAACAAGGCGGGGGAUGACAUAGUCUUAAUGGCCGAGGCACUGGAGAAACAGUUUCUCCAGAAGAUUUCUGAAAUGCCCCAGGAGGAGACUGAGAUCGCCGUCAUGACUCCCAAGGGUCGUGGCAGGGGCAGGAGAGACACUGGCCUGAACUUGAAGCCUGGGCCUGUCUUGGAUUCUCAGCCCACGAUCCCUCAAACACGUGGCCUGUCCAGCCACGGGCUGGUGCCGCAGACCCGCGCGCCGCCUCCGGGCCCUCCCUCUCUUCCCCCGCAGUCCGCCAUGCCCACCAUGCCAACCAUACCAACCAUGCCGCCCAUGCCCACCAUACCAUCCCUGCCCCCUCGAGUGCCCCCCACGAUCCCCACCCACGCACCGCAGCUGGGGCCCCCCUACUCGCUGGGGCCGGCCGACUGCACCCCUCAAGGCCCCAUUAUGACAUCGGUGCCUCCGCCCACGCAGACAGCCCUGCCCACUGUACCCAUCCCCCAGAGUACUGCUCCAGUUCUUCAAAGCGUUAUGCCUAAACAACGAAAGAGCCAGAAGCGGAAAGCGGACACCACGACGCCCACGGCCAACGACCAGCUAAGCGAGUCGUCGCCCGCCGAGUCCAAGUCGGGCAAGACCCUGCCGCGGCGGGAGAGCGCCCGCCCGCCCAAACUCCCCAAGAAGGAGGCGCCGGACUCGCAGCACCAGAUGGGUUUUAGCGGGCCAGGCUCCGCCCACAGCCCCAAGCAGCACGAGCAGCUGCGCUACUGCGCUGGCAUCGUCAAGGAGAUGUUCGCCAAGAAGCACGCCGCAUAUGCGUGGCCCUUCUACAAGCCCGUGGACGUGGAGACCCUUGGCCUGCACGACUACCAUGACAUCAUCAAGCACCCUAUGGACCUCACCACCAUCAAGGACAAGUUGGAUAACAGGCAGUACAGAGAUGCACAGGAGUUUGCUGCCGACGUGCGGUUAAUGUUCUCCAACUGCUACAAGUACAACCCUCCAGACCACGAGGUGGUGGCCAUGGCACGCAAGCUGCAGGACGUGUUUGAGAUGCGUUUCGCCAAGAUGCCGGACGAGCCCGAGGAGGUGUAUGCGCCGGCCCCCGCACCCGUGAUGCACCCCGCCGCCCCUGUCAAGACCCAGCCGCCCAUGGUCGCCCCCUCGUCCUCCGACAGCUCCAGCGAUUCCUCCUCAGAGUCGGACUCCUCCACAGACGAUUCGGAAGAGGAGCGAGCUCAGAGGCUGGCCGAACUGAAGGAGCAGCUGAAGGCAGUGCACGAGCAGCUGGCAGCCCUGUCUCAGCCGCAGGCCAGCAAGCCCAAGAAGAAGGACAAGGAUAAGGAGAAGAAGGAGAAGAAGAAGGACAAGCAUAAAAAGAAAGGCGCCGUGUCGGGCCUGGAGGAGAUCCUGGAUCCUCCGCCUUCGCUGCAGCUGCAGAAGAAGAGCAAGAACAACAAGGAGCCCCUGCUCAAGAAGACGAAGAAGCCCAGUAAAAAAGAGGGUGUGAAGAACAACCGCUCGCUGCCGCCACAGGGCGUGGCUCCAGCCAGCACGCAGCCCGCGCCAGGCCUGGAUGCGGUUGACGACCUGGGCGUGGGGGGUGGAGCCGGCUCGGCGGGCCUGGCGCCUGCCGACAAGUGCAAGCCCAUGUCGUAUGAGGAGAAAAGGCAGCUGAGCCUAGACAUCAACAAGCUUCCCGGCGACAAACUGGGCCGCGUGGUGCACAUCAUCCAAUCACGCGAGCCCUCGCUCAAGAACUCCAACCCGGACGAGAUCGAGAUCGACUUUGAGACGCUGAAGCCCUCCACGCUGCGGGAGCUGGAGAGAUAUGUGUCCUCCUGCCUCCGCAAGAAGAAGAAGCCUCCAGAGAAGACCAUGGAGGCAAUGAGUGCUGCUAAGACGAAAGGCUCGUCGUCCGACUCGGGCAGCAGCAGCGAUUCCAGCACGUCGGACAGUGAGGAUUCCGAGUCAGGAAUGGCUUCCAAGCCCAAGAAGAGGGGCCACUCCGCCAAGGACGGGAAAAAGCCCCACCACCCGUUGAUGGCUCCGGGCGUUCCCCCGGCCCAGGUGUCCCUCCAGGCUCCAGCCCCCCUACAGCAGCCCCCCGCCCCGCUCAAGCAGCAGCCGCCGCCCCCGCAGCAUCCGUCUCCGGCCGCCUACAUGCCUCCCGCCGUGGCGCCGCUGCAGUCCUCCCAGCUGCUGGAGAACACCUUCGACUCCCUGCCGCACUUCGGACAGCCUCUCAUGCACCUGUCCCACCACACCAACGACUCGUCGUCCCCCGCCCCGCCCCAGCUCGACACUCACCCGGCAGGUGGCCCCGGCUCGCCGGAGACGCACCCGUUCCUGAACCAGCACCCCGUCCUUUCUUCCCCAGCGCUACACAACGCCAUGCCUCAGCAGCCCUCGCGGCCGAGCAACAGGGCGGCGCCGCUACCUCCCAAACCGCCGACGCCCCAACCGGCCCAGACGCAGCAGCAGCAGCAGCAGCACCCGGCCCAGCCGCCCCUGCAGCUGCAGGCGCCGCCCGUGCCGCCCCAGCACCACCUCCCUCCCCACCUGCUGCACCCACCGCAGCCCAUCCGUCAGAGGCCCCUGUCCCCGCCCACGCUCACCCCCCAGGGGCUGCUUUCCUCGCAGCCGCCGCAGUUGCUCCUGGAGGAUGACGAGGAGCCCGUGCCCUCCGUGCCCCUCAACCAGAUGCACCUCUUCCUGCAGCACCUGCAGCAGGGCCGCCAGCCGCAGACGCCGCAGACGCCCCAGCCCCCCCAGACGCAGGCCCCGCUCAUGCAGUCCCUGCAGAGCCGCCAGCCACAGGCGACCCCCCAGGCCUCGCUGCUGCAGACGGUGCAGGUGCAGUCCCAGCCGUCCUCGCUGGGCGCCACGCCCCAGCUUCCCGGGCAGGUCCAGCCGCAGGGCGCGCCCCAGCACCAGCCGCGGCACAUGCAGCACCCACCGCAGGCCCAGCAGCAGCAGCUGGCCUACCCGCAGGGCCCCGUGCAGACCACGCAGACGCAGCAGGUGCAGCACAAGGUGGCCAUGACCCCCAGCAAAGCACAGCAGCAGAUCAUCCAGCAGCAGCAACCGCAGCAUCCAUCGCCGCGGCAACACAAGCCCGACCCGUACGGCGCGGGGCACCUGAGAGAGAACCCCUCUCCUCUAAUGAUGCAUUCCCCUCAGGUCACCCAGUACACGCCUGUAGUCCACCAGUCCCCUCCUCACAACCUGCAGUCCAAAAAAGAGCUGCUGCGGGGUCCGCCGGCUCUCUCCGCCCUGAAGGAGGAGAAGCAGCCAGCCUCGCCCGUCCUGCGCGAGUCCUUCAGCCCUGCGCUGCGACCGGAGCCACACAAACCGCAGGAGAGCAAGCCCCACCUGCCGGGCCACGGACAGCAGCGACCAGAUUUGAAGCCACUGGAGAGUUCUCGCCCUGUGGUCCGCUCCUCGGACCAGAGUGGCCCACCCCCCUCCAUGCAAGACAAAGACAAGUUCAAACAGGAGCCCAAGACGCCUGUGGCUCCUAAAAAGGUACAGGAUGUGAAACUGAAGAACAUGGGCUCGUGGGCAAGCCUAGCACAGAAGUCCACCUCCAUGCCCUCGUCAUCAGUGAAGUCCAGCAGCGACAGCUUUGAGCAGUUCCGCCGCGCCGCCCGGGAGAAGGAGGAGCGGGAGAAGGCCCUCAAGGCCCAGGCAGAGCAGGCGGAAAAGGACAGACUGCGCAGAGAGCAGGAGAAGCAGCGCCGUGAUGAGGAAGACUCCAUGGAGCCGCCACGAAGGCCCCACGAGGAGGCACGCAGGCGCCCGGAGCACACGCAGGCACCGGCCCCUCAGCCGCCGCCGCCGCAGGCCCCGCCGCCACAGGCCCCGCCCCCUGCUGCCCCACAGCCCCCGCAGACCGCCGCCCAAUCCCCGGCCUCCAGCCAGACAGCCCUCGACCAGCAGAGGGAGAUGGCGCGCCGCCGGGAGCAGGAGAGGCGGAGGAGAGAGGCGAUGGCAGCUACCAUUGACAUGAAUUUCCAAAGUGAUCUGAUGGCUAUCUUUGAGGAGAACUUGUUCUGAAAUGCACAAAGAGGCAGGAGAGACUGCCAAACUCCUUUUUGUCCCAAAAAAUGUAAAAGUGGACAUAACGGAUUCCUCUGCAUGGAGAAAACAGACUGAUGAAGCAGCAAGGGAAAAAUAUAAACCAGUAGAGACCCCACCUGGCCAUGAGAAACACUGACGAGGCAUAGAUGGAGGGCACUGUGUGCGCUGAGGCCUCAACAGGAAGCCCCCAGCGCUCCUGUAGCCUUGGCAGAAAAGAGGGACCCUCGAGCUGGGACAUCACUGCCUCUCUCUGGCUUUUCCUCUUGGAUUCAAGCCUGUCAUGGUAGCAGGAGCGAGAGGACUUCUCCUGGGGGCACUAGUUCCAAACAAUGGGAGCAAUGGACGGACUUUGUUUUCAGUGGUGGCGUAUCUAAGCGACAACAGUUUAAAUGUUCUGAUUUACCCGUAGUACGGCGUUCAUCAACUGCCAGAUGUCUGAGGGGUUGUUGCUUUUUUUUUUUUUUUUUUUUUUGCUGUUUUUUUUUUGCUUUUUGUAACACAUGCAAGCAGGUGUUUGGAUGGCAUCGUGAGUGACCCAAAUCGAGAUCACAAGAUGUGUUAUGUCUCAGGAGAGGAGGCGGAGCUUGCUUUGCGUCUCUGACCUGUACAAACAUGCAUCGCUGAACACAUUAUUCACUGUCCAGGGAGUAAGAACAAAACAGCAAAACACAAGCAAAAGCAUUAUUACAGAUUGAUUUAUUUAGGAUUUACUGUACACAGAUGUUUUCUUCUUGAGGUUUUUUUUUGUUUUAAAAGCCCUGUUACCAACACUUGUCCCCCUCUGAUGUCUAUGCCAAACAACCUUGUCCUUUUAUGCUAAAAUCCUAGACCUGAAAUGCUUCAUUUAACGUGUCUUUCUUAAUAUAUAAAUUUUUUUUUUUUUUUUUCUCCCAACCCAACAUAAAAGUUUAGGUAGCCUUGUAGUAGAUAAACCUAAUAUAUGCAUUAUUCCAACAAUUGUUAAUUGAAGACAGAUUCAUUAACAUACUUUUAACCUUUCAUCCAUUUCACUUAAAGUUGAUGCCAGAUCGUACCGUAAGCGGGUGUGUACCUCUAAUGGAAUUUCUGAGUAUCCUUUAGUUUGAGUAUAAUUUUUAAAAGCAUACAGUAACUACUUUGUGUGUAUUAUACAUAUAGAAAGAAGACAUGAAAUGAACUGUCCAUAACUGGUUCAUGUUCAAGCUACUGCAUUCUAGAAGUAACGUAAGCGCCAACUGUGCGAGCAACCGGCUGUCCUGCCUCUGUGGAGUCUGCGGAGAAGGUGGAGCCAGAGUACACCCCUCAGUUGUGGGUUUUUUGUUGUUGUUUUUUUUUUUUUUUUUUUGCAUGUCUCCCCCCUCCCUCCGUUCGUUUUUUUUUUUUGUUUUUGUUUUUUUGCUUCUUUCUUUCCUGCAGAUUGUUCUAUGACAACUAAUCAGAGGGGACUGUAUGCUGUUCUGGAUAUAACGAUUACAUGAGAUUUGAAGCAGAAAACAAAAGAAAUUCAGUUCUGAUUUUAUAUCAUCGUUCUUGUUCAAUUAUAGUGGAUGUGAGUUCUAAUUAUGUUAUUUGAAUCGGCGGGGGGGGGGGCCAGGGCCAUAGUUCCAGACCUUUGCAGGUCAUCUGAGUUUUCUCCUAUGGUGUUUUCUCCAGUGCCUGUAUUGUAUUGCGAUUCUAGUUGGCAUAUAUUAUGUUUUAGGGAGGGUGAGGGAGGGAGAGGGAGAUUGGGGUUUUAGGGGAGAGCUUGUGUAAAAAGCAAAAAUAAAAAAAAAAGAAAAAAAAAAGGGAAAAAAAAUAAAUAAAUAAAAAGGAAGGUGAACAUUUUAUAAUCUACCCAUUUACAAUAUUCAGGUUUAAAUCUAGUUUUAGCUGGACUUCUUCACUAUUCACCAGGCAGUUGAGUUUUCAUUUUAUUGAAGCUGUUUUAAGAGGAUGUGUCUAGGCCGCCACAUACUCCUCACUGUGUGUGUGUGGGCAGCUGGACGUGUGUAUGAAUGUGUCAGUAUGAUGUUCAGCACGUGGCACGGGGAAGUGUGUACCUCCUCGGUGUGUCCACAAACACUUCACAAGAAAGUUGCUUUGCUAACACUUUUUUUUGUUUUCCCUUCUGAUGAAGUCCACAUAAAAAAUAUAUAUAAUUUUUUUUCAUUGAUUUUGUAAAAAGGUGAAAGAAGAGACACUUCAUUCCUUCAAGCCUUUAAAUGUAUUCAUUUUCUUUGGUAACAGUUGGACGUUAAUGUGCCAUAGAUACAGAAUCUACAGAAAAUGCUGAUUUGCCACUCAGCAGAGGGUUUGCAUUAUUCAGGUAUUGUUUUUGUUUUUUUAUUUUUCCCCAUUUAUUCUCUCUCUCUCUCUCUCUCUCUCUCUCUCUCUCUCUCUCUCUCUCUCUCUCUCUCUCUCUUUGCCUUGUGUUAAACAUUUCCUCGAUUACUGUUUGGUAUGUGAGUGAACUAUCGAGGUCAAUGAUUCAGUCUGUUAUGAUCAUGAUAUAAACUCAUCUCUUUUAUAGAAAAUUAAAAGGAAACCAAAAAAA
This is a messenger RNA of Electrophorus electricus (electric eel), 7765 nucleotides long. It is a transcript of the gene brd4, whose product is annotated as bromodomain containing 4. Gene Ontology annotation, cellular component: chromatin; nucleus. Lineage: Eukaryota; Metazoa; Chordata; Actinopteri; Gymnotiformes; Gymnotidae. Gene Ontology annotation, biological process: chromatin remodeling; regulation of DNA-templated transcription. The record is from RefSeq and is a predicted model, not a curated record.